UCGAGGUCUGGAUUAAAAACGUGUUUCUCUCUCACAGUUUGUAAUAGAGUCUUUGUUUCAGUUUCAUUUAAAAUGUUACCGUCAGUUGUAUAUCUGUAUAUUGCAUUAUUUUUUACGACAAGGAUAAUACACGGCCAAUGUUCUUCGUGUUCUUGUGAUCAACCGGAUUUAGAUUUCGCAUCUGGUGUCAAUUUACUCUAUUACAAAUGCAAUAUUGAAAUUCCUGCAACAAUCGUCUAUCCCAUCACAGUGCCCCAGACGUUACUCAGUGUGUUGGAUGAUAAUAAACGGACAAUAUUCUACGUUUAUGGGUAUUUGCAAUUUCCAGAAGACCCAAAUGUUCAGUUAAUGAUGGAAGCGCUUUGUUACGGAAGAACGGAAAACGUUGUGCUACUCGAUUGGAGUAAAUACUCUAAUGGCACUUACGACAACGUUUUCAGAAAUGCUGAAAAAGUAGGAAGUUUAUUUGCACGAAGUAUACAAUUGCUUGUGGAUAGCGGCCUGGAUGUAUCAAAAAUUUACAUCGUAGCGCACUCCUUGGGUGCUCACAUUGCUGGUUUCGUCGGUAAAUGCAACGUCUUCAAUAUAUAUCGAAUCACAGCAUUAGAUCCAGCGAAUCCUAUUUUUUACCUUCCCGGAUGUUACCUCACGCGUAACGAUGCGGCGUGGGUCGAUGUCAUCCACACGGACAUGGGUAUAUAUGGCUCCCCGAUAUCUACGGGAACAGCGGACUAUUACGUGAACGGUGGAACUCGUCCUCAACCUGAUUGUGAAUUGCUUGGCCCCGCGUUAAGCCAAACUGAUCUCUGUAGUCAUCAAAAAUCAGUCGUGCUAUAUGCAAAAUCGAAACGUCAUCCUAUCACAUAUGUUGCAAAGGAAUGUCCCUCCUAUCUUCACUACAUAUUAAAUACUAUAUUAAAUGAUUGCAAGCAAGUUGGGCAGAUCGGUAUUGGAUAUACAGCAACAGACAUGUAA
Temnothorax curvispinosus is the source of this 975-nucleotide messenger RNA. Its product is annotated as lipase member H-A-like. Gene Ontology annotation, molecular function: lipase activity. NCBI's taxonomy places the organism in Eukaryota, Metazoa, Arthropoda, Insecta, Hymenoptera, Formicidae. The transcript has 6 exons. The coding region runs from base 73 to 975 and encodes 300 amino acids. The record is from RefSeq and is a predicted model, not a curated record.